Messenger RNA from Paramisgurnus dabryanus, 2964 nucleotides. RefSeq names its product immunoglobulin superfamily member 11. Lineage: Eukaryota; Metazoa; Chordata; Actinopteri; Cypriniformes; Cobitidae. The record is from RefSeq and is a predicted model, not a curated record.
GACACGGGGGUUGGACCGUUUUACUUGUGGCUUGAAGUGUGAUCAUUAUGGGAUGCCAAUUUUCUCCCUAGCAACCAAACUUAGUACCCUAGCAACGGAAUAAACAAAGCCUUAUAUCUCCGCAUCAGAACAUUGUAGAGACACGGGGGUUGGACCGUUUUACUUGUGGCUUGAAGGGUGAUCAUUAUUGGAUGGCAAUUUUCUCCCUAGCAACCAAACUUAUUACCCUAGCAACGCAAUAAAUGUUAGCUUCAUGCUAGCUUCCUGCUAAUCAUGCUAGCUUCAUGCUAAUUAUGCUAACAUCAUGCUAGCUUCAUGCUAAUCAUACUAGCUUCAUGCUAAUCAUGCUAACAUCAUGCUAGCUUCAUGCUAAUCAUGCUAGCAUCAUGCUAACUUCAUGCUAAUCAUGCUAACAUCAUGCUAGCUUCAUGCUAAUCAUGCUAACAUCAUGCUAGCUUCAUGCUAAUUAUGCUAACAUCAUGCUAGCUUCAUGCUAAUCAUACUAGCUUCAUGCUAAUCAUGCUAACAUCAUGCUAGCUUCAUGCUAACAUCAUGCUAGCUUCAUGCUAAUCAUGCUAUCUUCAUGCUAGCUUCAUGCUAAUCAUGCUAGCAUCAUGCUAAUCAUGCUAACAUCAUGCUAGCUUCAGGCUAAUCAUGCUAGCAUCAUGCUAGCUUCAUGCUAGCUUCAUGCUAAUCAUGCUAACUUCAUGCUAGCUUCAUGCUAAUCAUGCUAGCAUCAUGCUAGCUUCAUGCUAAUCAUGCUAACUUCAUGCUAGCUUCAUGCUAAUCAUGCUAGCAUCAUGCUAGCUUCAUGCUAAUCAUACUAGCUUCAUGCUAAUCAUGUUAACAUCAUGCUAGCUUCAUGCUAAUCAUGCUAGCUUCAUGCUAAUCAUGCUAGCUUCAUGCUAAUCAUGUUAGCAUCAUGCUAAUCAUGCUAGCUUCAUGCUAAUCAUGCUAGCAUCAUGCUAAUCAUGCUAGCAUCAUACUAGCUUCAUGCUAAUCAUGCUAGCAUCAUGCUAGCUUUAUGCUAAUCAUGCUAUCAUCAUGCUAGCCUCAUGUUAAAUUAUGCUAGCUUCAUGCUAGCUUCAUGCUAAAUCAUGCUAGCUUCAUGCUAAAUCAUGUUCGCUUCAUGUUAAAUCAUGCUAGCUUUAUCUUAAAUCAUGAUAGCUUCAUGCUAAGUUGUCAAACUCUACUCUCAGACUAGGCUUUCUCAAGCCAACAUAAAGUUUGUUCCGACGAACUUUUCUAUCUAGUUUCUUCUACUGUUGUUAAUUGAUUAAUUCACUAUUACUAAAGUCUCUACCUCCCCAAUGCCUUCCAUUAAAAAGAGAUGAUCCAAUAAGAGCUAAUGUUAACUGUAACCCGAUCAUAUGCCUCCCUCCUACCUUCCAAGUGACCUAAGAAGACCAUUUCUGGAAAUUGUGGACCAUUAUUGCCUUUCUGAAUCUUGUUAGUGUGCAUGACAUUGCAGUACAAUGGUGGUUAUAUUGUUAACCCAGUCUAUAUGUCAAGAGUCAGUGUUGUAUAUUUUCUUCAAUAAAGCUCUUGUGUGGUAUUUUGAAGUUUACAUUAAACAUAAAAUAAUUGCAGGAGUAAUAAAUCUAUUGUAGUUGAGAUGUGUGUGGUGUAUUAUUUUGUGAAUUUGUAAAUGUUACUUUUGUUGAGACCGCUCACACUUUGAGCGCCUCUGUCACAAGUUUACACUUCAUUUACGGAUGCCUUUCUGGUUAAAUAUAUUUCUGUGUGGAUUAAUUGGGGUUGGUGUUCAAAAAGAUCUGCCCCUCUUUUGUUGCUUAAUAACCCAGUUUUGUGUGAGCAGUGAGGUUUGAAUGUGUAGGUUGAAUGAAGGAUCUCAUCAGUGAUGGGCUGUGUAGGGUGGAAACUCUUCUGGCUGCUCUGCUUGCUGUCCACUUUUCUCCAGUAUGGUGCCGUUCGGGUGACAGUAAGGGAAUCUGCGGUGGAAGUGGUGCGGGGAGAUUCUGCCACACUGACCUGUUCUUUCUUCAGUUUGAUGCCUUUAUUUCGCCUCAGCAUCAUCUGGACUCUAACUCCCAUCUCUCAUCAUGAAUCCCCUAUACAGGUGAUUGUCUAUGCUCAUGGGCAGGUAAUUGAGAGCCCCUCGUUCAUUGGCAGGGUGGGGUUUGUGGGCAUGCCGUGGAACGCUGACAUCAUCCUUAAUGAGACGCGGAUCUCUGAUGCUGGCGUCUAUCGCUGUGUGGUCAACAAUCCACCCGAGACAGGAGACCAUGGCAUUGGGGAACUCAGCCUCACAGUGUUGGCGCCUCCAUCUUUACCUGUGUGUCUGUGGGAAUGGGACACUGAUGCCGCUGGCAAUGUCAGACUUUCCUGUGCGGUGGUGGAUGGCUUCCCUACUCCACAGAUGAUCUGGGAGAAGCUGGAACCGGAUCAGAUCACCCUGCCAGUAAACACGGAUGGGGGCAUGAUAGGCUCUGUGCAGAUUGCCAAUGUGUCUGCGCAGACCUCAGGUCUGUACCGCUGCUCUGUGUCCAACCCACUGGGAACCCAGCACUGUUACGUUAACCUGUCUGUGUACAGUCCAGCAGAUAAUUCUCCAGGGAUCCUGCAGGGGGUGAUGUUGAGUUUGACUAUGGCUCUGCUCCUGCUGGCCCUGAUGGUGCUGGCGUUGUGGCUCCACCGUUCGGCACAGGAAAGCAAAUGGAGGAACAGCAAUGAAGAUGAGUGUUAUAAUGAGAUAAAGUACACACCUUCUCUUAUUAAACGAUCUUUUGUAUAAGAAUGAGGGCAUGAAAUGACCAGCUGUGAAAAAUUGUGAAGGUAUUACAUUUACUGAUCAAUCGUUUUGGGUUAGUUGCGUGUCUAAUUUGAAUUAGAAUAAAUUGUGGAAGUCAGCCUUUGAAAAAUCUGCCUAUGCACAUAUGAAUGAACAGUAUAUUAAUAGUGGUUUUGGACCCAACAUAUUGUUUGUAUCAUUUGUUAUGAAUA